This is a messenger RNA of Serendipita indica DSM 11827, 1857 nucleotides long. The record is from the annotation of a GenBank genome assembly. Lineage: Eukaryota; Fungi; Basidiomycota; Agaricomycetes; Sebacinales; Serendipitaceae.
AUGCUCAGUUCGAUUGGUCGAUAUGUCUACGACCGUAGAAGAGGGCUUCUCAAGUCUGCCGGCGUCGUUACUUCACUGUAUCUUGCCGGCAAAUACGUAGUCCAGCGUCUCGAAGAAGUCAAAGAAGCUGUCCUCACCGAACGAACAGCCAAGGAAGGGUUGCGACGACGAUUUCAGCAAAAUAUGCAAGAUUGCACGUACACCAUUAUGGCAUAUAUGCCCACACUUGCUGGACGGAUCCUAGAAGAGCUUGACGUCGAACGAAUCUCGCUCGAGCUCCAGAAGCGCUCAAAAAAGCAAGUUCAACACGACACGGCAACAUCACAAAUCUCAAAUGAGGAGACGGAUGCAACGCGCAACAGCGUUACCCUCCCUUCCGCGUCAGUCAUCUCUGUCGAGGCGGGCUCGCCGCUUAGCGGCUACUCCCACCUCUCAGAGAAGGACACAGAAUCGCAUCUCACAAAAGAUAUUGGGGCUGAUGUGGCACAAUCUGAUGAUGGCGUGCGGUCAGAAACGCAGAAUACGUCGUCCUUCCUGUCUGCAAUGGAGUCGACAGACCCACUCUCUGCAUCGUUACCGAUGUCCUCUUCAGAUGCAUCCUCUUUUCAACAGCGGCUCUCCGAUCCACUGGUUGAAUCUGCGACCAGUUGGGUCAACUUUUCGUCCCCACACCCAUUGUCUGCGGCGACAGGAGGUGAUCAAGCGGACGACGAACGGCCCACGGCAGACAUUAUCCCUGUGAUUCCAGACCUGGAGCUUCCUGCUUUGGACCUUUCUGGUGUUUCCAUCGUGGACACGCAGUCUCGGCCCUCGGAGGUAUUGAUCUCGAACGGCGGUAGUGUCUUAUCGCAUACAGAGGAUAUGCAAGACCAAGGUUCGUUGCAACAAAAGUCAAAAGCGGAGCUCUGGCACGAACUCAAGAUUAUGACAUUUACGCGAGUAUUGGUCAUAAUUUAUAGCACCACCUUACUUGCACUCCAAAUUCAUGUUCAGCUAAACCUCAUUGGCCGGUACAAGUACGUCCAAUCCGUCAAGGAGACGGAGCGUGAGGAACGACGCCGGGAACAUCAACGAGAAACGGAAGAGGCGGCUUUUGCAUCUUUGGGACUUGUCGGGUCGUUAAUGGCCUCAGUCGGACCGAGCCUUGCAGCGUCACUUGGUAUGAGCAGCGGGUUGCCCACAAUACAGAGAGAAGAGGCAGAAGGAGAAGAGGAUGUGCGCUGGAGUGGCGAAGACGUGGACGAAGACGUUGAGCGCAAGUAUCUCACGUUGUCCUGGUGGCUCUUGCACAUCGGAUGGCGUGACGUCGCAGCGCGUGUGCGGCCAGCUGUCGAAGAGGUCCUCCAAGGGGUGUCUCUCAAGAGUAAACUCAGCAUGAAGGAUAUCCAAGAUCUCUUUGACCAAAUCCGUGGGCAAGUCGAGUUUACGGAUGAGACAAAACAGAGACGGACAGACAUCGUAUCUGCCAUCUUCCCGCUAUCACCCUCUGCCGAACAAAAUGUGCUCAUCCAAGGCGGUAUCUCCCCUCACCUUGCCACCAUCGACCCACCUCUACGUAAUCUGCUCAACGAAACCAAGGCUUUUGUGGCGAGUCCAGAUUUUGAACUCGUGUGGUCGCUUGCGCUGGACAGAGUAUGUAAUACUGCGCUGUCGGGUAUAGAGCAAGAAGUUUUUGGCGAAUCUCCGAUCGAUGCUGUGACAGAAGGCGACGCAAGUGCGACGAUUGUCGAGGUGGAGGAAAAGACGGAGCGACUUGCGGGCAUUCUACCGGGGCUGGCGCGAUGGUGCCACCCUGCGCUAUACAGCAUGCCGAAUGAACUUGUUGAGGCAUGUAUUCCCCUUGUGUAUCUCCCCUGA